UACACACGCUGAUUACGCAUUUGAGAUUUCACAAAAAAGAAACACAAAGAGCCGGUUAGACAUAUUUUUGGGAACCUCUAUGAUAAGAAUUGAUGCUGGCAAGAAUUAGUUUUAAAUUACGACUGUGAAGACUAGACGUAAAAUUUUAAGAAGGAAAAAAACAAACGAAUGUGCUACAAUUUUGAUAAAUUAAACGCUAAAGGAAAUAACAAUCAACGUAAUCUUUUUUUGAAUAAAUAAUAAAUCAAGUUAUCAGAUAAAUUAAAACUUGCUGAAAUUGUGCCAGAGCAAGCAGAAGAAGAAAAUAUGGCCUUGGCUAAGGACAAAAGCCGUAGAGUAGGCUGGUAUUAUGCUCCUGCUUUUCUACUCUUUUGGUUUGUUUUAUUCUUUGCCAUCGUACUGCCAGUAUUCUAUCAUUUACCCAAAGGUCUAACAGUGGAUAAUGAACAUCAACAUCAGGGCAAAUUUAUAGCAGAAAGAGCUGAACGUAUUUUAUUUGAUUUUGAUAUGAUUGGACCCAAAGUAACGGGUAGUUUUGCCAAUGAAAAUCGUACAGUACAGCUAUUACAUGAUGAGGUGGAAAAAAUACGCAGUGUUAUGCAUAAUGAUUUAUAUGAAAUGGAAGUGGAUGUACAGGUGGUAUCUGGAGCUUAUAUGCAUUGGUCCAUGAUAAACAUGUAUAGGUCUUUGCAAAAUUUUGUAGUGAAAUUGAGUUGUAAAAAUUCAACUUCAAAUAAUUAUCUUUUGAUAAAUAGUCACUUCGAUUCGAAACCAGGAAGUCCAGGUUCUGGUGAUGAUGGUGCUAUGGUUGUGGUUAUGCUAGAGAUUUUACGUGUUAUAGCCACUAAUCGGGAAACUUUUCAACAUCCCAUUGUAUUUCUAUUCAAUGGUGCUGAAGAAAAUCCUUUACAAGCCUCUCAUGGUUUUAUAACACAACAUAAAUGGGCCAAAAAUUGCAGAGCCUUAAUCAAUUUAGAUUCAGCGGGCAGUGGUCAUAGAGAAAUUCUAUUUCAAUCUGGUCCCAAUCAUCCCUGGCUAAUGAAGUACUACAACAAACAUGCUGUUAAACCCUAUGCCACCUCGGUGGGUGAAGAACUAUUUGAGGCCAAAGUUAUACCCUCCGAUACUGAUUUUAGAAUAUUUCGAGAUUUUGGUCAUGUGCCUGGUUUGGAUUUUGCUCAUUUCUAUAAUGGUUAUGUUUAUCAUACGAAAUUCGAUAAAUAUGAUGUUAUACCUCGGGGAACUUUACAAAAUACUGGCAACAAUAUUUUAAGUCUUGCCAAAGCUUUGGCUAAUGCUCCCGAAAUGGAAGAUACUAAGCAACAUGCCGAAGGACAUUCCGUAUUUUAUGAUUUCCUGGGUCUAUUCUUUGUCUACUAUACCGAGACUCAGGGUAAAAUUAUAAAUACUUGUAUUUCUGUAAUAGUUUUGAUAGCCGUGGGUGUGUCUCUAUGGUUUAUGGCUGCUAUUUCUUACAUAUCCAUUGGCAAGUUAUUAAGAACUUAUGCUUUAAUAUUGGUUUUACAUAUAGUGGGCCUAGGGUUGGCUAUGGGUUUACCCCUUUUAAUGGCGGUAAUGUUUGAUAGUGGAGAUCGUUCUAUGACUUGGUUUACCAGUAAAUGGCUGGUAUUUGGUUUAUAUGUUUGUCCUGCUUUGGUUGGUUUGGCUUUACCAAGUUUAUUGUAUUUAAGUUUUUCCAGAAAUGAUAAAUUGCGUAAAAAUUUUAAAAUUCAAUUAAUCCAGCAUGCUCAUGCCUUGUUAAUGUCAGUUAUAUGUAUAGUGGCGACUUUUAUGGGUUUACGCAGCUCUUAUAUGUUUAUGAUUCCUUUGUUUUUCUAUGGUUUAACUUUAAUUUUGAAUCUCAUUACAACUUUACAUAGACGUGGCAACUUUUGGUGUAUUUUAAUAAUUUUAGGUCAAAUUUUACCUUUUCUUUAUGCUGCCUAUAUUUUCUUGAUUUUAAAUAGCACUUUAAUGCCUAUGAUGGGUCGUUCUGGUUCCGGUUAUAAUCCAGAUUUAUUAAUUAGUGCCAUCUGCGGUAUGGGCACAAUACUGUGCAUGGGUUUUGUGAUGCCUAUGUGGAAUAUGUUCCGUCGUUCUAAAGUUUUACUUUUAUGUGUUUUGUUGAUAACAUUUAUUUUUGCCAUGAUUGCUAUAUCGCCCAUCGGUUUCCCCUACAGACCCAAAACAAAUGUUGGAAGAGUGAAUUUUAUGAACGUACGUCGUGUAUUUUACGAAUAUGACGGUUCGGUAAGCCGCAAUGAGUCCGGCUACUACUUUGAUUUCCAAGACAGACGCAUGCAUCAUCCCAUCGAAGAAACAAUAGAUCUUAGUGACAUGGAAUCUGUAGCAGAAGAUUGUGAAGACUAUAUGAUGUGUGGUUUUCCACUAUUCAAUCAUCGCAUGGUUAAGGCACGCAAUACAGGAAGAUGGUUACCAACCAAAGAACCAGCUGAAUUACCGGCUACUCCCACACUUAAAUUAUUAAAUAAAACUUUUAAUGCCGCUAAUAAUACUGCUAGGUUUGAGUUCGAAUUAAGUGGACCACCCCACAUGAGCAUAUUUGUAUUGCCCGUAGAAGGUGUGACAAUUGUAGAUUGGUCUUUUCUUAAAGAAUUAUUAGACGAUUAUCAAGCACCUUAUCAUAUAUAUCUAACCUAUGGUAAAUUACACACACCAUUAAAAUUCUAUUUUGAUUUAAAGUUAAACAAUAAACCAUUAGAUAAACCUUUAUUCGAAUUGGGUAUAUCCGGCCAUUAUGUUAGCUUUGAAUAUCCACGCGGUAAACAUGCUCAAGAAUUUAUUAAACAAUUUCCCGAUUAUAUAUUCGUUAUGGAAUGGCCCAGUUCUUAUGAACGUUAUGUAUAUUAGUUUUAAGAAAACCAAAAAAAAAACUUGCCUUUAAUUUUAUAUUAAAUUUAAUACUUAAAUUUAUUUUACGAUUUUAUGUUUAAAUUUUUUAUAAGCAAACAAAAACUUUACGCUAAUAAAAUGUUUAUUUUA
This is a messenger RNA of Lucilia cuprina (Australian sheep blowfly), 3003 nucleotides long. RefSeq names its product endoplasmic reticulum metallopeptidase 1-like. Gene Ontology annotation, molecular function: metalloexopeptidase activity. The coding region runs from base 307 to 2871 and encodes 854 amino acids. The transcript is spliced from 12 exons. The record is from RefSeq and is a predicted model, not a curated record. Gene Ontology annotation, biological process: proteolysis. NCBI's taxonomy places the organism in Eukaryota, Metazoa, Arthropoda, Insecta, Diptera, Calliphoridae.